AUGCUCACGACAAUUAUCUGUCUCUCUGCGCUGUGGGUAGCUGGUAAUGCUGCUCCAAGCAGUAUACCAGGCCCAACAGCCCAAGUCCGCAAUGGGACAUAUGUCGGGGUAAAGAACGACCACUACCAGCAGGACUUUUUCCUGGGUAUGCCAUAUGCGCAGCAGCCGAUCGGUGACCUACGGUUCACGGUACCCCAAUCAUUGAAUGAAAGCUGGGAUGGAGUGCACGAUGCGAAAGAGUACUCUAACAUCUGUGUGGGAUAUGGUACGGAUUCAAUCUGGUAUCCGAUGUCCGAAGCUUGUCUUACCUUGAACGUGGUCCGAGGUUCAUCCGCGAGUGAGGGCUCCAAUCUCCCCGUGGGUGUUUGGAUCCACGGUGGUGGAUUCUAUAUGGGCUCAGGGUCAGAUGAGCGGUAUAACAUGUCUGCUAUUGUAGCAAACUCGUAUAGGAUCGGCAAACCGUUCAUUGCCGUGACCUUGAACUAUCGCCUCUCCGCGUGGGGCUUCUUGAGCUCCAGUGAGGUCGCCAGUAGCGGAAACACCAACCUCGGUCUCCGGGACCAGAGACUGGCGUUACAGUGGAUCAAAGAGAAUAUCCAGGCCUUCGGUGGCGAUCCAGAGAAGGUCACAAUCUGGGGAGAGUCCGCCGGGGGAAUGUCCGUUGGCACUCAUCUUAUCGCAUACGGUGGUAGAGAUGACGGUCUCUUCCGCGGAGCGAUUAUGGAAUCUGGCGGAUCCAUAACAGCCAGUCCAAUGAAUGACACCGGCUACCAGGCGAUGUACGAUGAAGUGGUGGCGAAAGUUGGUUGCUCUAAUGCCGCCAAUACGCUGCAAUGUCUGCGCGAGGUUCCAUUCGAGGAAUUGAAUACCGUUUUCAACGGCACUGACGGCAAUCCAGCGUACUCCUUCUCUCCCAUUGCUGACCAGGAUCUCGUGAGGGGCCGGGGAAGCGUCCAGCUGGACCAACAUGAAUUCGUCAAAGUGCCCAUCCUCGCAGGCACCAAUACAGACGAAGGAGCUAGUUUCGGUCCCACAGGGAUCAAUACCACGGAGCAGUUCUACGCAUACCUCACCGCAAAUGAGAUCCUCGAUCUCUACCCGGACGACCCAUCACAGGGAAUCCCGGCGUUCCUUGGCGACCAGCGAGUACCCUCAGAGGGCUACCAGUGGCGCCGCACAUCGGCCUACGCAGGGGACUACUCGAUGCACGCGAACCGACGACGACAAUGCGAAGCCUGGACAGAGACCUCAACCCCGGCUUACUGUUACCGAUUCAAUAUGCGAGGGGCGGACGUUCCGUAUCUGUCUGGCGCUGCACACUUUGAGGAAGUCGCUUUUGUGUUCAACAACAUUGAGGGGCUUGGGUAUCACUACGGGAAGCCGUUCGCAGGGAUGCCAGAGUCGUACAGCCAGCUGAGCACGCUGAUGGCAAGUAUGUGGGCAUCGUUUAUCCACGACUUGGAUCCAAAUUCGGGCAUCAAGGAUGGGGAGGUUCGCUGGCAGGCGUAUGGGGCGGACCAGCCGGUCGAUCUGGUGUUCGAUGCGAAUGUCACGAGCUAUAUGGAGCCGGACACGUGGCGGAAGGAGGGGAUCGAUUAUAUCAACUCGAUGGCAGAGACAUAUUGGCGGUAG
Aspergillus oryzae RIB40 is the source of this 1632-nucleotide messenger RNA. RefSeq lists its product as uncharacterized. The transcript is spliced from 4 exons. The record is from RefSeq and is a predicted model, not a curated record. Lineage: Eukaryota; Fungi; Ascomycota; Eurotiomycetes; Eurotiales; Aspergillaceae. Bases 1 to 1632 code for a protein of 543 amino acids.